Molecule: messenger RNA, 774 nt
Organism: Pseudozyma flocculosa PF-1
Lineage: Eukaryota; Fungi; Basidiomycota; Ustilaginomycetes; Ustilaginales; Ustilaginaceae
Exons: 4
Coding region: 1-774 (257 amino acids)
Source: RefSeq, a predicted model, not a curated record
AUGCAGAUCAAGCUCAGCCUGUUUGCCACCAUCCUUUGGACGACGGCCGGCCUCGUCUGCGGUUGGCAAUGCCCCAAGAUCGCUCACGAUCAAGUCACGCCCAUCCCGUCGACUGCAGCCAGGACCCCUCAAGAGCUGGCAGCGGUCCACUUCCAGCCGCGUGUGCACAUCGGCAACAUGUGCCACGUCUAUACCGCGGUGACGGCAGACGGCAAGUGCUCUGGCGGCCUCAAGCCCACCGGCGCCCCCUCGGCCGGCUGCAAAGACACGACCAAGGGCCAGAUCUAUGCGCGUUGGGCCAACUACAAUGGUCGUUUCGGCAUGAUGUACAGCCUCUUCUUCCCAAAGACGAACAACAUGCCUGGUGGCGGUUCUCGGUACGACUGGGAGACCAUCGUCAUUUGGAUGGACGAUCCUGCCCUCAUCACGCAGCCUACGGACCCCAACAAGCCCUAUGUGUGGCCCAAAAUCACUGGCGUGGCGUGCACCGGCGCCAGGCACUACCGGAGAUACAACGCUCCACUCCCCAGCUGGGCCAUGGACGGGAGCACCGUCAAGAUCCAGUCGGCCAAUCAAGGACUCGGUCCGCAAGGCCUCGACAUCACCGACAAGGAUGACGGAGAUACCCUGCAGAUUGUGUUUUACGACUCGAUGCCGAGCCAGGCCAAGGACGCCAUCAACAAUUGGGACUGGGACGGCCAGUGGCCUCCCUUCGGCGAGGACCAGUUUGCCUACCAGCUCGACCUGGCCAUGAGCGGCGCAGACUUCAAUUAG